Messenger RNA from Vairimorpha ceranae, 738 nucleotides. RefSeq lists its product as hypothetical. Lineage: Eukaryota; Fungi; Microsporidia; Nosematidae. Bases 1 to 738 code for a protein of 245 amino acids. Gene Ontology annotation, cellular component: nucleus; Smc5-Smc6 complex. The record is from RefSeq and is a predicted model, not a curated record. The transcript has a single exon. Gene Ontology annotation, biological process: DNA repair.
AUGAAUGAAAAUAAUAUACAAAAAAAUUAUUUAGAUAUUUUAAAGAAACUAAAAACAACUAAAGCAACCGAUAUGGAAGAUGAUUUGGAAUUGGAUGAAAUCUUUGACCAUUCAAAUGUUCUCUUUAGUCGGAUCUCAAACACUAGUGAGCUUAAAUUAGAUGCUAAAGUUACAGAAAUACAUAGUGAUAUGUUUUUAAAGCAAUUUAAUAGAAAUUUAAAGACGAGAAAAAUAAACUUAGAAGACUUUAUUAAACAAGUUAAUGAAAAUAAAAAUGAACACUUUUUUACUGCUGUGCUUGCACAAAACAGGAAAUGCAACUUUGCAAAGUUUAUUGAUUUUGAUUAUUUUGAGGAAAUUAAAGAUCGUAAAACACCAGAAAGAAUUAUUAAAGUUAUUAAAGACGUUACAAAGCCAUCUGGUCAAAAUAUUAUUAAUGAAGAUGUCAAUUUAUUUUUAUUAAAUUUAGAGAAAUUACUUACAAAACAAUACAAAAUACUGUUUUAUGACUAUAUAUUGGAUUUUGAUUCGUUUGAUAAGACAGUAGAAAACAUUUUUAAUGUUUCUAUAGCAGUUAGAUCUAAAAAGAUUAUGUUUUACAUCGAUGAUAAUAAAAUAUAUUUAACUAGUUAUAAGGAAGCAAAGAGUGAUGAAAAAUUUGAUAGUCAUGUGAUACUAGACAUUAAUUACAAAAAAUAUCAAAUUUUAUUAGACAAAUAUAAAAGAGAUGAAAUAUAA